This is a messenger RNA of Penicillium verrucosum, 1851 nucleotides long. RefSeq lists its product as uncharacterized. The transcript has 6 exons. The record is from RefSeq and is a predicted model, not a curated record. Lineage: Eukaryota; Fungi; Ascomycota; Eurotiomycetes; Eurotiales; Aspergillaceae. The coding region runs from base 1 to 1851 and encodes 616 amino acids. Gene Ontology annotation, cellular component: lipid droplet.
AUGGUAUCCGAAUCUCCUAGGCCUUUGGACAUUGACGUCUCACAUUCCACUAUGGAGUCGCCACCAGCCAUUGCCGCCUUGUUCGUCAUUAGCUUCGACAUCAGAGCCGGAUAUGUCGUCUCGUGGAAGCGAACUGCGCCGGGAGUUGAGGUUGAAGGGGUUGUGGAAUACAAAUCGCUGCCCUCUGGGCUGCACAAUGUGUCUGAAGACCUAGUGUACUUCGUGCAUGAACAGUAUGCCGGUAUCAGCGCGUUCCUCAAUCAUCCCGCCACAGAGGCCGAACGCAAUGCGAAGAUGUUUGCGAUCGGAGUUCUGGUGCCCCUCAGUACCGGAAGACUUGGGAAAAGCUGGCGACACGCUCCAAGGCUCCAGGAACUGACACAGUUCGUAUCUCCAGGCCUCGGCGAUGGACGAAAUCCCCGACUGACACUGGUGCUUGGUAGGAAAUACGCUGAGAACGUGUCGGAUAUGCAUCUUCGAUUCCGACCCGGCGAGCGACCAGACCACCUGGGUCGCAACCGCGCGUUCAGUGAUGCAAUGGUGCUGGAAACGUUCAGGCCGGCCCUGACACCAUUCCACCCCGCUUCAUCGCUUCCAGAUUUCACAGAGAGCUUCGGACCUUUGAUCUUCCCCCUAUACAGAGCAGCUUUGCUGCGCAAGCGGAUUCUCUUUAUGGGCGAGGCUCCUGUACACUCGUCGUGCAAAUACGUAUAUGAUCUAUCUCUAUUAGCAUCACUGCCAAACUCCCUCCUACAGCUACUCCCCGACGAUCGCAUACCACCACUACGCCCCCGCCCCCUCUUUAACGUCGGAAUUCAUGAUAUCCCCUACCUUUCCUCCUUCGAUCCAUCGCGCAGCAUCAGAGACCCCGAGACAGAUCCGAGCUGGAUCGCCUGCUCAACCGAUACCGUCUUAACCAUGAAACCCGACCUCUUCGACAUUCUUGUCGCCCUCCCCGCACCAUACUCACAAGAAACUGCCGAGCGAGCCUUCCCCAAAAUCUCCCUCGUCCAUAACACAGGCGGCAAACCCAACCAAAUCCAACAAAUCGAGCUCAAAGCAACCCAGCGCGACGCCCGUCGCUACGCAAUGCUCCGCCGCGGACUCCGCCAAUUCUCCAACGACCGCCCCACAUCCCUAGAACAAGACCCCUCAGACACAGACUCAACCUAUUCAUCCAGCGCCGUCGUCGAGCCUAUCUCCUGGACUCGGCUGGCCUACACCUCCUUCAUCUGGUGGGCCUCUGCCGGCGAGAACCGCGACGGCCUCUCGGAGGAAGAGGAAGAACAGCAGAUAGAACAAGACUCCCGCCUUCUGGCAAGCGUCGAGAGUCUCUCCCGCCCACCCUACAACUCAACCUCCCACGCCGACCCACCCGCAACCCCCCUCCAAGAAGAGCAGCAGCCGCUCGAAGUCGCGCUGGUCGCGUACUUCCGCCGUCUAACGUCGCAGAUCUUCGUUACGUUGGCUGGCGCCAUCGCCCGCUAUGAUAGCGACAUCGAUGACGAUGCGUAUAAUGAUGCGCCGUACAUCGAUGAAGAUGAUGAGGACACUGAGCCUUCACUCUCCAUGUCUCGCCAGUCUAUCCAUGGCGACGAGGGGACCUCGCCUUUGCUCCGGCAGCGGUCGAGUGUGAGUGGGUCUGCGAGUCAUGGGUCGAGAGCUGGUCACCGUAGCAAUGGUUCGCAUGACACUGUCACGAUUACAGUGGCAGAUAUGGCAGAGAUAGGGCUCGAUGUGUGGAGUGUGACGGACCGUGUCUUUGUUGAGGAGUUGGUUUCUUUGUGGUGGGGUCGUGAUGCGAAGGUUGAUAGUGCGAGGAUUAGAUGCUGUGGGAUCUCGGUUUUGUAA